UGCUUUGUUGUUUCCCUUCAGAUCAGCCUUUUUCUUUUCAAGGCAACAAAGAUGAAAUAAGCUUUUUUUUGGCUUUGUUGGUGGCUUUGCUGGACUGAUUUCCCCUGCAGCGUAUGAAGGGCGAUGGAAAGAGAAGCGACUGACAACAGGCCGCAGUCGGGUCACAGCAGCGAGAGGGUCGACCCCUAUGGCUUCGAGAGACCUCACGAUUUCGACUCCUACAAGGAGAUGAUGAACCAGUACGUGGGCGUCCUCAACAGGAGGUCAAUGAGGUGGUCGCAGCUUCUCCAGCAGAAACCCGAGGUGGAGAAGAACCUGACAGUGAAGAGAUUUGUGCGUAAAGGUGUUCCCAGUGAACACAGAGCGAAGAUCUGGAUGGCGGCCAGUGGCGCCCAGCAGAAAAUGGAGAGUAAGCCUGGUUAUUACCAGUCUCUGCUGGCCAUGGAGCCCGACGCCAAGCUGAAGGAAACCAUCCACACAGACAUGCAUCGGACCUUUCCUGACAACGUCUUCUUCCAGAGCCAUGCUGAGGCGGGCCUGCAGAAGGUGCUGCACAACGUCCUGCUGGCGUACGGACACCACAAUCCGGAUGUGGGAUACUGUCAGGGAAUGAACUUUAUUGCUGGGUACCUCAUCAUCAUCACCAAAGAUGAAGAAAAGUCCUUCUGGCUCAUGGAUGCUUUGUUAGGCAGAAUACUUCCUGAUUACUACAGUCCUGCCAUGUUGGGGCUCAAGACAGACCAGGAGGUGUUGGGGGAGCUGGUGAAGGCCAAAGCCCCCGCCGUGGGACAGCUCAUGGCCCAGUAUCCGGGCAUAUGGACUCUAGUGGUGUCCCGCUGGUUCAUCUGUCUCUACAUUGACAUUCUUCCAAUCGAGACGGUUCUGAGGAUCUGGGACUGUCUGUUCUACGAGGGAUCCAAAGUUCUGUUCCGAGUGGCUCUGACGCUCAUCCUUCAUCACCAGCCGGAGAUCCUGAGAGCACGCUCUCUGCCCGACGUCUGUGAAUGCUUCAAGCAGAUGACCUGUGGAGCGUUCACCAUGGACUGCCACGCUUUCAUGCAGAAGAUCUUCACAGAACCCGGCAGCCUGUCGAUGUCAACGAUCCACAAGUUGAGAGAGAAAUGCAGACAACAAAUCCUGGAGGAGGAGUCCAGACGAUCAUGAAGUUCUACAACUUUAUUAUUAUCAUUAUUUUUGAUCAAGCUUUCCUCCCGUCCCAUAAUCCCGUCAGACAGAACAACCACUGGACCCGAGGCCGGACUCAGGGUCCACAUGUGACCAAUAACAUGGGCCCUCUACAGUAGCGAAAGACAUCCACCUUUAGACAGCAUCAAUGUCAAGAAUCCAAAUGUUUUGAUAAAAAUUUAAAUCUUAAAUACAUCUAUUUUAUAGACAUUGUUUUUACUUUGAAAAAAACUUAAUGAAUAAUCUGUUACCAUCUAGUCCAAACAAAUGAGUCUUCUGUUUUUUCUGUCAGCUUUUACCAAAGGAAAAAGAAAAUACUUGAAUGAUGGAACAAAAUAAUUUACUACAAAAUGACGGCAAUGAAAUAAAUUAAGAAUUAUUCUCAAAAUUAUCUUUUUUGUCCUUUUUGACUUUAUAUACUUUAGAAUUUCUUUGAUUUCAUUUUUCCUGUUUUGUCAUUGUACACUUUUUUUUAAAUUUAUUGCUUUCUCAUCGUCUUUUCCUUUUAUCAUCUCUUAUAAAUCUCUGCUAGCUAACCUGCUGUUGAUGGACUAGUCCAGGGGUCUGCAACAUGCGGCUCUGGAGCCAUUUUUUAAACAUAAAGUAUUUUUUGGUGAAAUAUAUGGAUUUUUGGUGCACCUUAAAUAAUAAUAAUAAAA
Molecule: messenger RNA, 1844 nt
Organism: Oryzias melastigma (Indian medaka)
Lineage: Eukaryota; Metazoa; Chordata; Actinopteri; Beloniformes; Adrianichthyidae
Product: growth hormone-regulated TBC protein 1-A
Exons: 8
Coding region: 124-1164 (346 amino acids)
Source: RefSeq, a predicted model, not a curated record